CUCUCAUUCGUCUUCUCAUCUGCAAUCUGUGAUCAUCGCUGCCUAGCUCGCUGCCUCGCAUAAAAUUAAAAUUAAUUCGAUACGUUUAUUAUUUCGCUAAAUUAAUAACUACUCGCUGCACGAAAACAUGUCGACACCUGCUCGUCGUCGUUUGAUGCGUGAUUUCAAAAGACUGCAAGAUGACCCACCAUCGGGAGUCUCUGGUGCGCCUUCGGAAAACAACAUUAUGGUUUGGAAUGCCAUUAUUUUCGGACCUCAUGACACUCCAUUUGAGGACGGAACUUUCAAGCUGACUGUUGAAUUUACCGAAGAAUACCCAAACAAGCCGCCUUCCGUGCGAUUUCAAUCCAAAAUGUUUCAUCCUAACGUUUACGCAGAUGGUGGAAUCUGUUUGGACAUUUUACAAAAUCGAUGGUCUCCAACCUAUGAUGUUAGUGCGAUUCUGACAUCAAUCCAGUCACUUCUGAGCGAUCCAAAUCCAAAUUCUCCGGCUAACAGCAUGGCUGCCCAAUUGUACAAGGAGAAUCGUCGCGAGUACGAGAAGCGAGUGAAAGCAUGCGUUGAACAGUCCUGGAUAGAUUAACGAUAUCUGAACUUUAAUCUCAUCACAUCACCAAUCAGUAUCUCUGACUUUCCGUGAACGAUUUUAGCAUACCAAACCUCAAUGAUCGAAAUUAAUUGUCGUUAUAUAAUUUGUCUAAACAAAAGCGAAGGUGCGUAUACAUAGCAGCUCUCAGUCCUGUGUUCUCUAAAUCAAAUGUUAUGUUCUUGUAUUUUAUUAGUACUGAAGGGUCAGAACUGAUUUGUAAUAAAUAAAAUUGUAACAGUCACUGUAUAGUAAAAACCUCCGCAUUACAUUGCAAUUAAAAACAUUUGUAUAGAUAUAUAUAUAUAGUUUCAUGACUCCUCUGCUAAAAAUGACGUAUUUCUCGUGCCUAAUUGAAAAUAUUGUUAAUAAUUUCAUUUGCUUUAUAUUAUAUAUGCUCAAAGCUUUUUCAAUAGUUCAUGCCGGUAUUAUUAUAGGAUUUAGUUUUUGAAAGAGUGUAGUUUAUAGAUAGAACUCGCAUGAGUUAGUAUAUGGCCUACUAAUAGUGGAUAGUUCGCAUAGUUGUGGAUGUUAAGAGAACGUUGUCUGCAUGUCAGCGUGAAACAAGGAACAGUGCAACAAUAUUAACCCUAUGCAAUCCGUUGACACCGAGCAACGACGAUCCGUUAUUGUACUGUACUUAAUUUAUCGUUUUAUAGUAUUACUUAUUUUUGAACAUUUCUUCUUUUUCUCAUUAAUCUAUAUUCUGUCGUCUGUACAACUAGUUUUAGAAAAUCUUUCAAAGGGUAGAGUUAGAAACAACAAAUCUUUCCUCCAAGUCAGUGCAACCAUUGCAGUUGAUUUGUUUAAAACAAUAAGUCCGAAAUAUACUGUGUUAAUUUGAAACUGGGAAUUACCUACUAGAAAAUUGUUAUGCACCAAAAAAUAACAAACGUGCUGUAAAUAUAAGUCAAGAUGUGAGUCGUGUUGCAGACGUCCCCUGCUCUACGGGAUCGGUAUCGCCUAUUCAUAAUAUUUCGAAUCGAAUGUAGAGCUCGUUUAAUAAAUAAUAAUAUCGGAUCGAAUAAACGGUUUAAACAUAA
This is a messenger RNA of Folsomia candida, 1629 nucleotides long. Its product is annotated as ubiquitin-conjugating enzyme E2-17 kDa. Gene Ontology annotation, biological process: DNA repair; proteasome-mediated ubiquitin-dependent protein catabolic process; protein polyubiquitination. NCBI's taxonomy places the organism in Eukaryota, Metazoa, Arthropoda, Collembola, Entomobryomorpha, Isotomidae. Gene Ontology annotation, cellular component: HULC complex. The transcript has 5 exons. The record is from RefSeq and is a predicted model, not a curated record. Bases 128 to 583 code for a protein of 151 amino acids. Gene Ontology annotation, molecular function: ubiquitin conjugating enzyme activity.